Molecule: messenger RNA, 252 nt
Organism: Acanthoscelides obtectus
Lineage: Eukaryota; Metazoa; Arthropoda; Insecta; Coleoptera; Chrysomelidae
Source: the annotation of a GenBank genome assembly
UCCGUAGGUGGUAGACGGUCUCUGACUGUCGAACGCGGAGGUACCACCCGGCGGAUCUCGUAGGCGGAGCCAGAAUGUGUGCAUGCUGCAUGCACACGUGUUCCCUCGCCAGAGUCCGUGUGGCGUCUCCCCUUUCCCCUGUAUCCCCCUAUAGCCCCACGGUACCCAAUGGGUGUUUAGGCCUUAGGCCUUCGUGGUAGUUGAAGUAUAAAAAAAUACCUCGAACGUCACAGCUUGAUUAGCGACAGGCAG